Molecule: messenger RNA, 1239 nt
Organism: Pocillopora verrucosa
Lineage: Eukaryota; Metazoa; Cnidaria; Anthozoa; Scleractinia; Pocilloporidae
Source: RefSeq, a predicted model, not a curated record
AUGACGAGGACAGAUCCAGGGCGAGUACCCAAUAUACCUGCGAAGAUAGUGCAACAAGCUCAUGUCACUACACUCCAUGGGGGAGUUGGUCUAACCAUGGCGAGAGUAAGAGAGGAGUUCUGGAUACCCCGUCUUCAGAAAUUGACAAAGAGAGUCGCGAGAAAAUGCAGCAGAUGCAAACGCUUUCAAGCCGUGGCCUUUGCAAAUCUGCCACCAGCACCUCUGCCAAGAGAAAGAACGGAAGGUAACAGGCCCUUCAACGUGAUAGGCGUGGACUUUGCUGGACCUGGGAAAUACCGUGACAAGCACAAGGAAGAGCAAAAAGCCUAUGUGGUGUUGUACUCCUGCAGCCUAACCCGUGGAGUGUUUCUGGAGUUACUGCCAAGUUUGGAGACUACAGAGCUCAUCAAGAGUCUGAAGCAAUUAAUUGCCAGAAGAGGACGUCCAUCUAAGAUCUAUUCGGACAACGGUCAAACGUUUGUCGCUGCAGCCAAGUGGCUAAAGAUAGUACAGAAAGAUGAAAGAUUCCACUCGUUCCUAAGUGAUCAAUCCAUCAUUUGGCAGUUCAACCUCAGCCGAGCACCCUGGUGGGGCGGACAAUUUGAGCGACUGAUCGGGUUAAUGAAGUCAGCGUUCUACAAGACAGUUGGUCAAGGACAGCUCAGCUGGGAGGAGCUAGGCGAAGUUAUCUUGGACGUCGACGUGACCCUUAACAAGCGUCCGCUGUGCUACCAAGAGGAAGAUGUUCAACUUCCUACAUUGACGCCAAACACGUUUCUGUUCUUCAACACCAAUAUCCUGCCCAAAUUACAGCCACACCAGCUGGAUAACAAAGAUUUACGGAGGCGUGCCAAGUCCUUGCUGAAAACUAAAGAUGCAUUGUGGCGUUGGUGGACGGGCGAGUACCUGCGAUCACUACGUGAGCGCCAUCGUCUUAAACACGGUGACAAGAAGUAUACCCUUGCUGUUGGAGAUGUAGUCAUCAUCCAGUCUCCUGAGCGGAACCGAAACUGCUGGCCUCUUGGUAUUGUCGAGCAGCUUAUUGAAGGAAGAGAUGGUGUAAUUCGAGGUGCAAGGUUGCGAGCAGGCCGAUCACACCUCGAACGCCCUAUCCAGCACCUCUAUCCCCUGGAACUGUCGUGUGACCCUACAGCACCUGUGUUCAGACCUAGACGAGAUGCAGCAGUUGCAGCCAGCCUUCGAAUGCAAGAAGUGGCUAAGGAGGAGGAGCUGGGCUAA